Mytilus californianus (California mussel) is the source of this 2405-nucleotide messenger RNA. RefSeq lists its product as uncharacterized. Lineage: Eukaryota; Metazoa; Mollusca; Bivalvia; Mytilida; Mytilidae. Gene Ontology annotation, biological process: DNA integration. The coding region runs from base 472 to 1923 and encodes 483 amino acids. The transcript is spliced from 4 exons. The record is from RefSeq and is a predicted model, not a curated record. Gene Ontology annotation, molecular function: nucleic acid binding.
UGUUCGUUAAAAAAUUAUAUGCAAUUUAUAUAUAGUAAAGUAUUUACACUAAAUUUACAGUAGUAUGAGAUAUUGGUACCUGGUUAUUGGAACCCGGGAAUGAGGGAUGAAAAUCAAGGGCUAGAGCAGCGGGAAUCAGUGGCAGGAACUGGGAGAAAGAUGACUAAAAAUAUGAUUAAUUUAUACUUGACAAAUAAAAUGAAAUAACAGGGGAACGGAAUUCUGGAGAUUGAAUGUUUGGGAACGGAAGUUGGAAUUCAGAGGAUUGGAAUCAAUGACUCCCCUUGUCUACCACUCUUGCCAAAAAUGUCGGGAAGCUGCAGACAUGAAGUAUUUUUAUUAGAAAUGUUAAUAACAUACACCAUUUCUAGUCAGCUACAAGCUCAAUGGUUAUAUUUAGAACACAAGAGGCUUCAUGAAAUUUCUUGAACUCUCUUGACUUGAAAUAAUAAUGAAAUCACUAAAGUCAAUAUGCAACAAAAUACCUACGACGGUGUAGUUCGAAUUUCAACUUGUUAUACAAAAAUAUUUUGCAGAUUACAGUUGUUGCGUCGAGAUAUUGAAAGAGCCAGUGGUGGACUGAUAACCAAUGAAGAAUGUGCCGAAUUCAUUCCAUUACUGGAUGACAUGGAAAAAGAAGUUUCAGCUAGGUUUGCAGCUUGUAGAUCUGAAAAAGAUCAAUACCGCAGUGAACGGGUUGCAGUUGACGGUAAUGGACAUUCUAAAUUCAGCAUUUCAAAAGAACAACUGGAAUACCUAGUCAAAUAUGGGUUUACAGCACCAAUGAUGAGUAAUGUUCUUGGUAUAUCAGAGUCAACUGUCCGUCGAAGACUGAGAGAAUUUGGUUUAAGCCUGAGAAAGACAACACAUAUCACCGACAUGGAGUUAGAUCAAUCAAUCACUGAAGUGAUUGGUACAAAUCGCCAUAUUGGACCGAAUUCAGUCAGAGUUCGACUUGCACAAAAGAAAAUAUUUGUUUCCAGAGAGAGAGUGAGGACAGCAUGUGCACGUGUAGAUCCAGAUGGAUGUUCCUUACGAUCGUUAGAGAGAAAAAAUAUAAAACGUCGUACUUACAAGGUUGCUGGACCAAAUUCCCUGUGGCAUCUGGAUGGAAACCACAAGUUGAUAAGGUGGGAAAUUGUUAUCCAUGGUGGUAUUGAUGGUUACAGUAGAAUGGUAACAUUCUUAAAAGCAAGCAAUAACAACAGAUCAAUAACAGUUUUUAAUGAAUUUAUCAAGGCAACCACAAAAUACGGCAUUCCAUCAAGGGUACGGGUAGACAAGGGCAUUGAAAACAAUGAUGUAUGCAAAUUCAUGGAAGAUCUAAGAGGCAACGGAAGGGGCAGUGCUAUAAGGGGCAAAAGCUCCCACAAUCAGAGAAUAGAACGUUUGUGGGUCGACGUAUGGGAGAAUGUUAGUAAUGAGUACUACGACCUGUUUACAUACAUGGAGCACAACAAUAUACUAGAUAUAACUGAAGAAGUACACAUGCUUUGCUUUCUCUUUGUUUUUAUUCCACGAUUAAAUGAAAGCCUAGUUAUGUUUAACUAUCAGUACAAUAAUCACCCACUAUCAACUGAGAGUCACAAAACACCAAGUCAGCUAUUCAUAACAGGUGUUCUGACGAAGUUCAAUUCAGGAAAUAAACCAAUAAAAGAAGUUGUCGAAAAUGCUGGAAAUCAUGACGAAUUUCAGAACUCUUUACCUCCAGAAGACUAUGGAGUUGGCGAUUCGGAUGAUGGGGAUGUCGCCAUUAAUAGUGAAGAUGAAGACAUACAGACAAUUCCUCAACGGACACAUGAAAACCAUCUUCUUUCAAGAUUGGAUGCAGCAAUCAACCCACUAGAAAACGUUAGUAAUGUGGAAUAUGGGCUUAAACUAUUUAGGAAAGCAUUAAGCAUUGUUACCACAGAAGAAAAUUAAACUUUUUUUCAGCUUAAAUUGAGAGAUUAUCAUUAUUUACAGAUUGUUCAGUUUAAUGUCUCUUACUUUUCUUUCUUUGCUAGUAUAAUGAGGUCACAACAUUGCAACCUCGUAUCUUCAUAUGAUAACAAAAUCUUGCUAUGACUUUGCUAAUAAAACAUUGUAAACAGCAUGUAGAAUUACAUAAUGUCUUUAUUAAUUGGCAUACAUUUCAAAUACAGUUAUACAUUAUGUGUGCAUAGUUCUUAGACACUAAUAACUCUAUAAAAUUCUCACACUUUCUGGUUUGAGUUUUUUUUACAUUUAUAUCUUAUAAAUUGUAUAUCCUUCAGCAAUUUAUUUUGGCAACAUAUUUUCAAAAACUACUGAGGCAACAUCGUAGAUAAAUAUGCAAUAACAAGUUGUAACAAAGGGAAUUACAGAUCUUAAAUGACCUGUGGCAUAUUGUUAUAGUGUUUUAAAAUAUAUUGGACCUCAAACUC